Messenger RNA from Knipowitschia caucasica, 294 nucleotides. The record is from the annotation of a GenBank genome assembly. Lineage: Eukaryota; Metazoa; Chordata; Actinopteri; Gobiiformes; Gobiidae.
AUGCGGCUGGGGCCCCAUAAGGGCGAGUGCAAGUUCCAGUGCACCAACGGGAAGUGUCUGCGUCUGGGCUCUCUGAUCUGUAACAAGCUGAAUAACUGUGGAGACAACAGCGAUGAGGAGAACUGUCCCGUGGUGACGCAGCACCCUCCCCCAGGCAUCUUCAACUGUGAGUGCACCACCUUCACUCUGCUCUUACAUAUCUGCAAUGUGUCUUGUCUUAUUCCAAGUCCAGUUCCAGGCUCUAUAGGUUCCCCCCGUCCUCAGUGUGUGCCUCAGUGUGGAAUGGAGCCUUGA